This is a messenger RNA of Esox lucius (northern pike), 1176 nucleotides long. RefSeq names its product receptor activity-modifying protein 1. NCBI's taxonomy places the organism in Eukaryota, Metazoa, Chordata, Actinopteri, Esociformes, Esocidae. Gene Ontology annotation, biological process: protein localization to plasma membrane; G protein-coupled receptor signaling pathway; cellular response to hormone stimulus. The transcript is spliced from 6 exons. The coding region runs from base 385 to 999 and encodes 204 amino acids. The record is from RefSeq and is a predicted model, not a curated record. Gene Ontology annotation, cellular component: membrane; signaling receptor complex; cell surface. Gene Ontology annotation, molecular function: coreceptor activity.
GUUUUUUUUCUGUUUGAAAGCACAUCCCUAAAUCUGCUAUUUUGUAUUUUCUUACUUUGAACAGUGACUCCUAUGUUUUGGGAACUAAUACAUAGGUAUAACAACAUAGGGAAUUGCUAUGUUAACAUGCUGAAGUGUAUACAAAUGGUUAAUUACUAAACAGCGCAUUUCUCUAUGGAUGGUUUGAGUGAAUAUAGGCCUAUCUCUGUAAAGGAUUUGGGAUGUCUUGUCAGUACUUGCCUGGCAGUGACAGGAAAACCUGGGGUGGGCUUAGGGCACGUUUCUUAACCCUCUACUUUUUGAAGACGUAUUGAUACUAUUGGAUGCCACUAACUGGUGGUGGUAUUUCAUUUGGCUGAGGCUUUUCAUUGUUCUUGCUCCACCAUGAUCAUCUUACUGCUUUUCCCUGUUCUGGUGUUAGGUGAUAUUGAAUUACAAAACAGUUCAUCAUCAUGGAUAGCAAACCAUUCAAUGACUAACUCCACAACAUUUGAAAAUAAUGGUCAAACUGAAUUGCAAAACAGUGUAUCAUCCAAUAUAACAUUUAAAGAUGGAGUUGAAAUUGGAUUACCAAACAAUGUAACGUCAGAAGAUGAUGAACGUUUUCAGGAUCAGGAACAUUUCCAUGUCUUUCACGACUGCAAUGAGAACCUUCUAGAGCUAUACAGCAACAUCACUUGCUGGGGGAGUUUUCACCAUAAAAUGGAAUACAUCAACAUGGAGCACUGGUGUAAUUGGGACAAAGUCAUUAGACCAUACAGUGAGCUGACUAAGUGCAUGGAGUUUUGUAGCGGCUACUUGGGAUGCUACUACCCGAACCAAGUGGUACAAGACUUCUUCAUUAAGAUCCAUUCUCAUUACUUCCAAGCUUGUCCGGUGAAGGAAGCCAUGUUCCCGGAUGCCCCCUCAGAUGUUGUGCUUACCCUUACCCUCAUUCCAGUUGGCCUCAUCCCCAUUCUGAUUUUCCUAGUGGUCUGGAACAAUAAGGGCAUGGACUAGUUUGGAAAUGUUAAUUAUGAGCUGAUUGAUUUUGACCUUUUUGCUAUUAGUUCCCUUCCUGUAACUGUACCCUAACAAUAAUUAUUGGAAAGUAUUUUCUUAUAAAGCUUUUUUUUUAUGUCUGGGAAUGUACAGCUCUGGAAAAUAAAUAAGAGACCACUACACCUUUUUCUUUCC